Molecule: messenger RNA, 5819 nt
Organism: Cygnus olor (mute swan)
Lineage: Eukaryota; Metazoa; Chordata; Aves; Anseriformes; Anatidae
Gene: ELMOD2
Product: ELMO domain containing 2
Exons: 9
Coding region: 506-1318 (270 amino acids)
Cellular component (GO): membrane
Molecular function (GO): GTPase activator activity
Source: RefSeq, a predicted model, not a curated record
GGGGGCUCCUGUACAGCAGCUGCGUGCGGUUCUGGCUGAAGUGGGUCGUGAGGCUGCUCACCGGCAAGUGCGAGCUGCAGCGCGUCCUGCACGGCCAGAAGGAGGGGGCGCGGAGGACGCUCGGCAUCGUAAAUCUUGCUGACCGCUGUUUUGAAUAAUGAGCCUGUUUUCGGCAUUGCUCUCAAGGAUGAUCGAAAAUCUACGUAAAUUAAGCCUUUCAGUUGCUUGAUACGGAGCAUUCACUGGGAUCAUCAAAGAACAAGGUAAAAGAUAAAGAUUCAGCUGUAUGAUAAACUAUUUCAGAGGCAGGUGCCUGAAAAGAAUACGUGCUUAUUGAGGGAAGGAAAAAGCAGAGGAAUAAGAGACAGAAAGAACAACAUCUUGGGCUCUGCAUGCUAGGAUUAUUCAGGGUUUUUCAAGAAUAACCCUAUAUCACUUCAAACAUUUGUUCACUUUUUUUUCCUCUGAAAGAUUACCUGCUCUGUAGCAGUGACUCAGACAAGUCAUGGUACUGAGUUUCUGUUCUUGGAGAGAGUCAGUUCUCCCUGUCACAGCUGUCUCCUUUGCUGGCUUUGUAGAAACCAGAAAUGCAAUACAGGUUUUAAGAAAUGCUCUACACGUUGAUGAAGCUGAAGUGGAGAAGUGUGUCAGAGAUGUAAUGAAAGAAAAGAAAAUUGAACAUAAGGAUAUCAGGUUUAAGACAAAUCUGCAUAUAUCCUUACUGCAGAUAACAGGUUACAAAAAACUUUACUUGAAUGUGGAAAAUCUGAGGAAGGUCCCGUAUGAUUCAGAUAAUGAAGAACAUGAGGAACAGUUAAUUGAGCUUUGGAAUUUGCUGAUGCCUCAUGAAAAUCUGAAGGCCAGAAUCACCAAGCAGUGGUGUGACAUCGGCUUCCAAGGUGAUGACCCCAAAACAGACUUCAGAGGGAUGGGCCUGCUGGGAUUAGUGAAUCUGGUGUAUUUUAGUAAGCAUUACACCAAUGAAGCUCGUCAGAUUCUCUCUCAUUCAAAUCACCCUAAGCUGGGAUAUUCUUAUGCAAUUGUUGGAAUUAAUCUGACCGAAAUGGCAUACAGCUUACUUAAGAGUGGUGAUUUAAAGUCUCAUCUGUACAACGUGGUCUCUGGAUUGCCACAAAUGGAACAUUUCCAUCAAUUUUACUGUUAUUUGGUUUAUGAGUUUGACAAGUUCUGGUUUGAAGAAGAACCAGAAAGUAUUAUGCACUUCAACCAGUACAGAGAAAAAUUCCAUGAAAAAAUUAAGGGUCUUCUACUGGAUUAUGAUGCGAUAUUAACCUUGGGAGAUAAAAAGAAACCUUAACUCCUCUGCAAUAUAUCAGGUUCUGCAUCAACAAUGGAAUUACUCAUUUGGCUGAAAGUUUUGUAAGUUUCACCAAAAACUGUAUAACAAUAGAACUUUUUUACAUAAAAAAAUAAUCUAAGUUCAGUUAAGAAAGCUCGGACAAUCAACCUCUGUUUACAGCUCUUUAUAUGCUACUCUCCAAAGGACAGGGUUAUUGUGUUUAUUUUUGUUGUUUUGUUUGUUUUUUAACCCAGAAGUCUGAAGAUCCCUGGAUCACUUAUCAUUUUUUUAUACUUCUUGGUGCAGGAACACAAAGCAGAUAUUUAUUCUGCAUAGUGCAUUUCAUUAAUAGGUUUAUCUGUUAAUUGUCUUUUAAAACUUUUUUUAGUUGAAAUGUCCCUGGUUUUAAGCUUUUUGCGUUCUCAUUCUGUAUGCGUAGUCAAUAGUCCACUUGUCAAUGUUAAAUUUCUACAAUGAAGAGGUUGAUGAUGGGGAUGUAUUAGUCACAAUUUUGGAAAGAGGCUUAAUCCAUCAACAUACUGAUGUACUUACUACAAAUUACUUCUGGCUAAGGAAGUUUUUUGUGUGUGGAUUUGUACCAGCAAGUUGCUAUGCCUGGAAAAAGCUUAAUUUGCAAACAAAUAAACAACAACAAAGAAAGAACCACAAGUCAACGGUGUGAGGAUCUGAUCCUCAGAGUAAAGCUACUCUUUCUAAAAAUACUGCCGCUAUAAAAGUUUUCCGUUCUUUCUGAUCUGACUUCAGCUGCUCAGACUGCUUGACUUUGUUGUCAGCCCUUUCUUUUAGCAGCUAAUGAGAAAUUCCCAUUGGGAAGUACAAGAGUUGAGUUCACUCAUUUAACAAAAAAAAAAAAAUAUUGCAGAUGCAGCCCCUAUUUUUUGAAAAUUAAUACUAGCCUCUAAUAAAAAUGCAUUUUGCAUGGAUAAGUGCAACUGUGACACAUUCCUUAAUCAUGGCAUCCUCAGACAAUCUAGUCAAUAGGACUUCAUAUCUAUAUUUUGUCUAAUUAUUGCUUAAAGCAGCUUUAAACGGAUUUGGUACAACCAUCACUUCAUUUUCCAAAACCUACUAUUAAAGAAGUGCCUUCUGCUUUUUUCAAUCAGUGUUUUAUUUUGAUUCUGUAACCAGAUCAUAGCCUUAGAAGCUCAAGUUAUUUGGGAAAAACUCUUUCAGUAUAUAAAUAGCACACUGGCGCAAAACCUGUAUGCUAAUACAAGCUUUCAUGGUUCAUCUUUUAUUUUUAAAUCAUCGCAGGUAAAUUAGUUAACUUACAGUCAGUGACUAAUCAUGAAGAGGGUCCUGAAGAAUACAAACACUGAACAGGAGAGGAAAGGGAUGAACCCCUUUUUUGUAAUGAGUGAUGUUACACUACAUAAAUAAUACAUUUCUUAAUAUAAUAUGAAAUAUUACGUCUCCCUGGAGAGAUUAAAAGCCCAACUGGACAAGGUCCUGCGCAGCCUGCUCUAGGUAACCCUGCUUUGAGCAGGGUUUGGACCACGUGGUCUCCAGAGGUGCCUUCCCACCUCGGUAAUUCUGUCUUGUAUAAAUAGUGACUUCUUGCACUGCGUGCACCCAAUUACUCUUGGUCCCUUAAAUGUUGGUGAUCUCUUUAUUUGUGGGAAAGCACCUGGUCACUGUAUACUAUAUAUAUAUAUAUAUAUAUAUAUAGUAUAUGCAGGAGGUAGUGCAGCUCUGUUUACUUUUUAUGAUGCCUUAGGUAUAGUAACAAACAGGUUUUGAGCUUACCACACACAGGGUGGAGAGAGGUUCAUCUCAUCUAUGUUGGACUGACACUAUUCUACUAAAAAAAAAAAAAAGGUAAUGUGAAGAUGCUUGUAGGGUAUAUUUAUGGUUAUGCUUUGGCUUUAAAGCAGAUAGAUUUCCACAAGGGUGAUCAAGGGACUGGAGCAUUUCUCCUUUGAAGACAGACUAAGGGAGCUGGGUUUGUUCAGCCUGGAGAAGAGAAGGAGGAUCUGGGGACACCUUACAGCAACCUUCCAGUACCUAAAGGGGGGCUUACAGGAAAGCUGGGGAGGGACCCUUUGUCCAGGAGCGUAGUGAUAGGAGAAGGGGUAACAGCUUUCAACUAGAAGAGGCUGGACUGAGAUCAGAUAUUAGAAAAUUCUUCACUCAGAGGGUGGUGAGGCACUGGAACAGGUUGCCCAGUGAAGCUGUUGAUGUCCCAUCCUUCUAAGUGUUCAAGGCCAGGCUGGAUGGGACUUUGGGCAACCUGGUCUGGUGGGAGGUGUCCCUGCCCAUUGCAGAGGGUUGGAACUGGGUGGUUUAUACAGUCCCUUCCAACCCAAACCACUCUGUGAUUCUCAGGUAACAGAAUUGUCCACAAGAAGCCUGGUUCUUUUGCUGUUCCUGCGAACUUGGAGUUCUGUAAUUCUUACCAAUGGAAGAGCUGAGAUGCUGUGGAGAGCAAUCUGGGAUUCAGAUACUGUGUUGCUGCUCUGUUUCUCUGACCCCCUGCAGAAACUGAACAUUCCUAACAGCUGGCUGAGGAAGGGAGUGGAAAGGAAACUCUUUCUCAGCAGCUAGAAAGUUAGUUAUUUACUACUUCCUAGCCCCAGCUUCCUUUGUGUUUAUCUUUAAUAAUUUUGAUAUUGCUUGUAAAUCUCCUUUGCAAGCAACAUGAGACUAAUCUUUUGAAUUUCGGAAGGGACCCCAGGAUGUCUAGCAGCAGCAGGAAGGGAAUCCCAGAAUCACAUUUACUUCCCUCUACCGCUUGCUAACAAUUAAAAAAAAAACGAUUGAGCCAUCUCCAGAAAAAACACAACCCACUCCGGUGGAGUCUGCAAUUUUUUUUUUUUUUUUUUUUUUUUUUGCAACGGUUGCUAACAAUCUCCACACCAGUCUUUCCAGCCUUGAAACUUGCAUUCAGCUCCUUGGUCAUAAGGAGACUACCACGUAACUACUGCUGAGGCUUUUUGAGCAUCAAGUUUUAGGUUUCCUGUCACACAGCUAAGACAUCUUAGUGUAGAACAUAAAUUGAGCCCUACAUGAAAUGUAUCUUCAUUAGCUUUUCAUUUUUUAAAUCAAAAAGUGACCUGGGAUUAAACUCCAUCAGCUUACGAAGGAAAAAAAAGUAAAUAAAAUGAGUGAGAUAUAUGGGAAUGUAUUAGCUUGUACGUAGUAAUCGUUUAAGAUGAGUAUUUGUUAGGCUCCACUACACUUCCCCAGUAAACGGUUAGAAUUUGCAUGUAGUUUUUGUGAUCAAAUACCCCAGUCCUUCUGUUUAAGUCACUCUAUGUAGAAUAGUACCAGGUCUCCCCGUUUUGCACCAGUGGUAGGGUAAUUGUAUUAUGGUGGUAACUAGAAUAUGGGAGGGGAGGGGGGAUGGUGAAGCUGUGUUUAGGGAAGGGAAAGAGAGUGUUUAGAACAGUAUUUUACUUGUCAGUGGUAUUUUGUACUAACUCUCUUACAGAAUGACAAUCCUAAGGUUAUGGAAGAUUCAAAAUGGAGGUAGGCCACCUUUCUGCAAGUUGAUAGAAUCAAUUUGUUGAACAUCAGAACUUACUGCUUGUAGUUUAUUCUAAGACUCUUGUAAAUUAAAACCUUGUUAAAUUCUCUUGCUGUUAUUUAUUAACUGUCGUGUUUUACUUAUUAGAACUUGUAAGUAUUGUUACUUUAACAUGCUGCAUCGUCAAAGCAUUCACUACACUGUUUAUAUGCAACAGUAAUAUUUUAGAAAAAAUUAAAACUGAAGACAAGGCAGUUCUCUAUUUUUUUUUGUUCCUGUAGCAACUGUUUAACAGACUACCUCCCUUCCUGUUGUUCCAGCGUAUGUUUGAAAUGUGGUGCCACUCCAUGAAUAAAUUAAUCUGAAGAUAAGUAGAAACUUAUUAUAAAUAACAAUAGAAUAUAGUCUUUCAAUAAACAAGCACGUUGCUUCUUAAGUAACCAACUUAAUUGGAAAGCAUGAUUUGAAGACAACGCUACUUAGGAAGAAACAAGAAUAUUUUUAAACUGGUUGUGCUUCUGUCAUUUGAUACUGUAAAAAUAUGACAUUUUGCCUAAAGAAAAGGGGCCAAUUUAAGCACCUCACAUAAAUAGUUUUGGAUUUUCACUCUUUGAGAAAAAAUGUUUUUCAACUAGGAUGGAAAACAAAAAUCCCAUUGGUUAACCUUGUCUUAGGAAUUAUUGUAAUAGAAACAUUUGUAUUUAGUUAUGUGGGAGUUCAGUAGUCAGUAUUGAAAAUAUGGCUAGUAAUUUUUUUUUGGUCAUACCUGUUUUGUGUUGCUGUAGUAGAAAGGCAAUCGGUCUUUGGACUGAUGUUUCUUGUGCCAGUCUAUAUGUUGUUUUUUGGGGGGGGGGGGGGAGAGGAAGACAACAAGACUGCUUGUGGGCAGUUUCUUCUUAUCACACUGUGCUUAGAUAGCUGUAUACUAAUUGGAAUUUCUGUUUACCACAAUAUAAAAGCAAUAAUGUAAACGGUGAUGUCUGUGUAAUGGAAAGAUGUUUACAAUGGUAGCAAAUAAAGAAUGAGUUAUUC